Molecule: messenger RNA, 1377 nt
Organism: Ceratina calcarata
Lineage: Eukaryota; Metazoa; Arthropoda; Insecta; Hymenoptera; Apidae
Gene: Gas8
Product: Growth arrest specific protein 8
Exons: 7
Coding region: 16-1377 (453 amino acids)
Biological process (GO): cell motility
Cellular component (GO): Golgi apparatus; motile cilium; microtubule
Molecular function (GO): microtubule binding; small GTPase binding
Source: RefSeq, a predicted model, not a curated record
GCAGACACAACGAAAAUGAACAGGGAGCAAUUAGAAGUUUACGCUCACAAAAUACUUGAAGAGAUGGAGCGAGAGCGAGAAGAAAGAAAUUUCUUCCAACUCGAACGAGAUAAGAUCAGAACGUAUUGGGAAAUUACGAGGCAUCAAUUGGAUGAAGCUCAAGCAACUGUCAGAAAUAAGGAACGUGAGAAAGAAGAAUUAUCGGAGAAACAUGACGCAGAGCUCAAAUUGUAUAAACAGAAAGUGAAGCACUUGAUGUACGAGCAUCAAAAUGAUUUGUCUGAAACUAAAGCUGAGCACAUGGUUGCUCUUAAACUGGCUCAAGAUGAUCAUAGUCUUCAAGAAAACGAGCUAAUUAAGGACAAGAGGGAAUUGAAACGAUUACAAAAGGAACAGGAGUUAGCACAUGUUAAUGAGAUAAAAGCAAUGAAAUUGCAACACGCGGAAGAAAUGGACAAGUUGAUAAAACAAUUUGAAAUCGAAGCUGCAGAAUUAGAACAGAAGUACGAACAGAAGUUGACCAGCCAGUAUGAAUCUCUAACUUUGAAACAUCGUAUGGAGAUAACUGAAGUAGAGGAGAGAAAAAAUACGCAAAUCGCGAACUUGAUUAAAAACCACGAAACAGCAUUCGCGGAAAUGAAAACUUAUUACAAUGAUAUUACCUUAAACAACUUGUCACUGAUAAAGAGUAUGAAGGAUCAAAUGGACGAGAUGCGAAGUAAUGAGGAACGCAUAAAAAAGCAAGUACGGGAGUUGAUGAUCGAAAAUAAAAAAUAUGCUACUGAUGUAAAGGCGCACGAGGAAUCUUUGGCGAAUUACACUCGCCAGUUAGCAAAUUACGAAAAAGAUAAACAAAGUUUAAUCAACACCAAGAAAAGAUUGUCAAUGGCGGCGAAAGAUUACGAGAAUUUAAAAUGGGAGAACGAAGUACUAGAACUGCGUUUCGAAAAAUGCCAAUCCGAGAGGGAUGAAUUGCAUUCAAGAUUCGUCUCGGCGAUACUUGAAUUGCAGCAAAAGACUGGCUUGAAAAAUGUUCUGUUGGAAAAGAAACUCGAGAAGUUAUCGGAUUUGUUGGAACAACGUGAAGCGCAAAUUAGCGAAGUUCUUGCCGCAGCACAAUUAGAUCCUACGACUGUUGUUACGGCGAACAAGAAACUAGAGAACAUGCUGAAUAGAAAGAACAGCGCGAUACAAGAUUUGCAAUACGAAUUGGCGAAAGUUUGCAAAGCGCACGAUGAUCUACUUCGAACGUACGAAGCUAAACUGCAAGAAUACGGGAUUCCAAAAACUGAACUUGGUUUCCAACCGCUAAGAUCUAAGAUUAUAACUACGAAAUUUGGAUUUGGACCUGCGGGUCUUGUAACUACGAACCCUUAG